AUGAACAAGUUGAUUGACUUAGGUGUUGAUCACUCUAUCAUCCCUACUAUCUGCAGCUUCCUUUCCAACAGAGCGCAGACUGUCCGCCAUCAUGGGAAAUCAUCUCAACAACAAGCCAUCACCUGUGGGGUACCCGAAGGUACUUGCCUCGGACCGGUCCUGUUGUUGGUCAUUAUCAACGAUGCAGCUGUUGAAAGUGAUAACCGCUGGAAAUAUGUGGAUGACUUGACAAUCGUGGAGGUCUUGAAGAAAACGCAUCCAUCUGAGUUGCAGUCGCAUCUAGACUCCUUGAUCCAAUGGUGCAAAGACAAUGACGUUGUCCCGAAUGCUGAUAAUUGUAAAGCUAUGCAGAUUUCAUUUCUUCACCAACCCCCGCCACCCAUCGUUUUUUACAUCAACUCUAACACACUGGAAGCUGUCUCAUCCAUUAAGCUCAUAGGGGUCUUCCUUCAGGAUGAUCUCAAAUGGGAUGGGCAGGUCAGCCGUUUGAUCUCUAUCGCUUCCAGAAGACUUUAUCUCCUGACUAAGCUUCGGAGAAAUGGUGUUACCACCAAGGAUCUUGCUACUAUAUACAUUUUGUACAUCAGAGGUCAAACGUCGAGGCAAACACUUGGAUUCGAUGACGUCAUCAUCAAAGUAGCAAACGCCGUAUCAGAUGAUGGUAAUGUAAUGAGACUUGGUGUUGAGCUGGGAGUCCAGAUUCCUGAUAUCAACCGGGCAUUGGAGACAAAUUGGGCUGGAGGUAGAAAGACCAGUAAUGGUAAUGUGAUGCUGCUUCAGAAUUGGGCAGAGACGGUCAAACCAUCCAAGCAACUUCCCAUGCUUAGAGCUGCUCUCCAGGCGGUGGGCUUCAAAGAAAUAGAGGAGACGUGUCUGCAAGGAAAAGGUGAACAGGGUGAGAUGCCUGACAAAGUACAACGAUUAAGAGAGAAGUUACAGGAUAGAUAUAUCGAAGAAUUUAGCGAGGUCAAAGUAUCUCCUAUGGACCCCGAGUCACGCACAUGGCUGCAGCAUAUCUACGUCAGUCUCAUUUUAAUGUUAGGGUGUACAAAACAUCGAUAUGAGGAUCUGUUCAAUUUCAUUACAAAAAAGACUGAGAAAGGAUUUAUAACACGGUUAGCCUUUCUUGGAGAAGCUGGUGUGGGCAAAUCGACAUUAUUUGCAAAAAUAGCCCUCGAUUGGGCGAUGGGUAAAUGUCUCCAAGAUAUCACUCUUCUCUUUCACGAAUCAUUUCGAGACAUAGAAGAUAGCUCCAUCUUUGGUGAUAUCGUUAUGAAUCAUUUCCCAGAUGACACAGAGAUUAACGGGGAAUGGAUUGAUAACUACAUCAAGGAGAAUCAAAGGAAAGUUCUGAUCUUACUGGACGGACUGGACGAGGCUAAAAUGGACAUAAAAUGUCAAAACCGUAAACUUGCUAUCGUCUCGAUCGCAAGAAGGGAGAGAUUCAUUAACACAUCCGUUCUCAUUAGUUCACGUCCUUUUGGAGCUGAUCAAAUCAAGAGCAUUCCGAAAAUCCAUGAAAAGUACUCCUACAUUCUUGUUAAGGGUUUUACGAAGGAAAACACAUAUGAAUACAUCAAACAGUAUUUCAAAAGUGACACAGCUUCUGCAUCCAGUCUCAUCCACUUCAUCAACUCUAACAGUUUCGUUUCUGAGUAUAUGGCACCAUUCCCAAUCUUUUGCUGUAUGCUGUGUUACAUGUGGGAAGUAGAAUCUAAGCGCAAAACAACUGAGAAGCUACAAACAAUCUCCCAACUAAUGACAGAGAUUGAUUUCGCUCUGAGGGAACAAUAUUCUUCAAGAUACACUGACAGAGAGGGAGGGUAUCAAUGCCAUAUGGAGAAGGCUGUUGAAGCCAUUACAAAGGUUGGUCGUGUGGCCUUCGAGGGGUUGCUGAAAAAUCAGCUCAUCUUCACCAAAGAGGAAAUGGAAGCCUGCGGUGAGGCUGCAGCAAUAGCAUGUCAAGUUGGGAUUCUGAGUGGGAAAAAGAGGUUGGCCUCAAAGGAAAUCAGACAACAAGAGGGAAAGCAAUUCGUUCAAGAGUUCUGUUUCCCUCACAAGCUUCUGCAGGAACACACCGCAAGCCUUUACCUUGCAUCGCUAUUUAACUACAAUCGUCCCGAAUUCAACAGAAUCUUAACACACAAGCUGUUAACGGACUACAGGGCAUUCGAAAAUGUCUUGUGCUUCACUGCAGCUCAUGGAGGUGAAGUAGGAACGUCGGUCCUUGAAGCCCUAUGCAAGAACGUUGAUGACAUGGAGUUCAUCAUUCAGUGUGCUUUUGAAUGUCAUGAUACAAAAGCCAUUGGUCCCGUCAGGAACCUGCUGAAUACGGAGACACGUCUUACGUUAGCUUCUCAAUGGGAUUCAACUCCAAUCGCCGCUUUAUUCUUCACACUGGAACCAAUAGGGAAGGAAGUAAUUGAGGAGCUACAGCACAAACACGCAGAUCUGGGUUCUGCUGCAUCCUCUCAUUACGCGAGAGGUCUCUGCUCCAUGCCAAAACUUCGAUCACUGUAUCUAUACUGGGUGAAGAUGAGUGAUGAGUUCUACUCAACGAUGGCCACUGAUGCAUCAAAAUCAAAGGUUGAGGAGCUAACGCACGAGACCGCGGAUCUGGGUUCUGCUGCAUCCUCUCAUUACGCGAGAGGUCUCUGCUCUAUGCCAAAUCUUCGAUCACUGAAUCUGGACGAGGUGACGCUGAGUGAUGAGUUCUACUCGACGAUGGCCGAUGAGGCAUCAAAAUCAAAGAUUGAGCAGCUAAAGCACACGGACGAAGAUCUGAAUCUGGGUUCUGCUGCAUCCUCUCAUUACGCGAGAGGUCUCUGCUCUAUGCCAAAUCUUCGAUCACUGGAUCUGGACGGUGUAGGGCUGAGUGAUGAGUUCUACUCGACGAUGGCCGAUGAGGCAUCAAAAUCAAAGAUUGAGCAGCUAAAGCACCAUGACGCAUAUCUGGGUUCUGCUGCAUCCUCUCAUUACGCGAGAGGUCUCUGCUCUAUGCCAAAUCUUCGAUCACUGAACCUGGACUCUGCGGGGCUGAGUGAUGAGUUCUACUCGACGAUGGCCAGGGAGGCAUCAAAAUCAAAGACUCGUCAAAUAACCUCAGUAGAUGAGCUGUCUGUGUAUGGUAAGCAUGUGACCAGUCUGUGGAAUCUUGGACUUCAUACUUCAUGUCCCCGAGUUCAAAACCUCCAACUGGACUGGUCUGCCAAGGAGAAUGUCUCAUCAAACAUCGUCACAAUGGCCUGCUCUCCAUUCCAUCAUCUAACUCAUCUUCACAUCCGGGGACAAAUACAUACUAGACUGAAUGAUCCCAUGUCAUUUUGCAAGGCAGUGACAACAUCAUGUCCUGGGCUCACCAAGCUGUCCAUAAACCGCAUUGGCCUGUUCAACGAGAAGGCAGCUGAGAUUAUCCAACUCAUGAAGACCCAUCCAAACCUGACAAGCAUAGAGUUGGAUUGGUGUUGUACCAACGCGGAUCUGGAUCCACUAAUUGCUGAGGUAAACAGUGAAGGCAAGCUGACUGUCACCGUGAAGCAUCAUGGGGUCAAGAAAGCAAUUGCCCACAAUGUCAUUGGUAGACUAAAAUAUGAUAACGAGUCAGGAAGUUCCAUCUUGAAAAAGGGACGUCUGGAUUCACUGAAAGUUUGCUUGAUCUGUUUGGAACAGCAAACAUAA
Molecule: messenger RNA, 3678 nt
Organism: Strongylocentrotus purpuratus (purple sea urchin)
Lineage: Eukaryota; Metazoa; Echinodermata; Echinoidea; Camarodonta; Strongylocentrotidae
Product: NLR family CARD domain-containing protein 3-like
Exons: 10
Coding region: 1-3678 (1225 amino acids)
Source: RefSeq, a predicted model, not a curated record